AUGACGAAAAAAAGAUUAACCUUAGAAGAUGCUUGCGCAAUUGCUAGAAAUCAGGUUUCCCAUACAAUUGAAGAUGCUAGACAAAUUGCAAUUAGUCGAAAUGGAAAAUGUCUUUCAACAAAAUAUAUUAAUAGUUAUUCACAUUUAUUAUGGCGUUGCUCUAAAGGACUUGAAUUUCUUGCAAGUUUGCAUCAUGUCAAAAUUAGUAACUCGUGGUGCUCAAAAUGUGCAAAAGUAGCUCGUCAUAGUAUCAAGAUUGCUAGACAAAUUGCUAUUAGUCGAAAUGGAGAUUGCAUAUCUACAAUUUAUUAUAAUAAUCACUCAGCUUUACUAUGGCGAUGUGAAAAUAACUACUAUAUAUUUACUGCUACUCUCAAUGCUAUUAAAAAUCAACACACCUGGUGUCCUUUCUGUUCAAAGAAACGUGAGGAUUUAUGUCGCAAAAUCAUAACAAAAUAUCUUGGUCUACCUUCGCGAAUUCGUAAACCCGAUUUCUUAAAAACUCCAAAAUACCCAACUGGACUAAAACUCGAUAUCCCAUACUAUGAUUACGGCUUUGCGAUUGAAGUGCAAGGUAUACAACAUGAACGUCAAAUCAAAUUCUUUCAUCCAAAUUUUGAAGAUUUCGAGAAACAGCAAACUCGGGAUCAACUCAAGGAAGAACUCUGUGAAGAAAAUUGGAUAGCACUAAGAUAUGUUUGGUAUUAUGAAGACCCAUUCGAGAAAAUUCUAGAUAUCCUUCGAGAAUUGGGUCUUAUUUCUUAA
Molecule: messenger RNA, 765 nt
Organism: Racocetra fulgida
Lineage: Eukaryota; Fungi; Glomeromycota; Glomeromycetes; Diversisporales; Gigasporaceae
Source: the annotation of a GenBank genome assembly